AUGAUCAAACUAUUGCUGCUCUUUGCCAUUCUCUCAUCUAUUGAAACUCGACGGUUAGAAUUUGUUCAAGCACUUUGGAGGCAUGGAGAUCGGGCUCCACUCCAUCUACCGUAUCCCAAUGAUUUAUAUACCGAAAAGUCAUGGUCCAGAGGAUGGGGACAGUUGACAUCAGUUGGAAUGCAACAACUUCACGAGCUGGGAGAGUUUUUCAGACAUCAAUACGUAGACACAGGUUUCAUUCCAGCUAACUUUUCUGUGAAAGAGGUAUACCUCCGUUCAUCAGAUUCUGAUCGUGCUCUAGUCUCCGCGCAAGCAUUUCUUUACGGUUUGUAUCCUGCUGCUGGAGGCUAUCAAUGGAGCGCAGAUACUGAUUGGCAACCUCUUCCAGUACAUGCUUCAACUCCAGGACAACCUGAUCUGGUGUGCAAGCCAACUGCCAUCAAAUGCGCUCGUCAUGAAACGCUUGUUAAUCAAGGCGAUCAAGAAUCAAAAGCGAUUUACGAUGUGAAAUACGCCGAUUUCUUCAGCGAACUAUCCCAAACCACUGGAUUCAAAAACUGUUCUUAUCUAGAUAUCAACGGACUUUUUGAUGUUCAGAGGGAGCUGAUUCAUAACAUGACUGCCAAACAACCAGCCUGGGUGUCCCAAACUUGGAGUCAAUACAAUAACAGAUCAUCCAUGGACAUUAUAACAGAGAUGAGAACAACUCGAAUGAUGAAUUUGUUCAAUUCCGAGGAGAAAGGAAAACUUCAAGGAGGAUCAGUUCUCAAUAAUUGGAUUCAGAAUGCAGUGGCAGUUAGUGAGAGCAGAAAUGAUCAAAGGAUGUUAUUGUACUCUUCGCACGAUGGCGUUCUUCUGGCUCUUCUGAACGCGUUCCGAGCAUCAAAUGACAUGAUGGUGCCGUAUGCAGCUGCUCUAAUCAUGCAUGUAUACUCUGAUAAUGGAAAAUACUAUUCUGAACUCUACUACCGAAAUGACACAACUACUGAUCCAUAUCGAAUUCCCCUUUCUCGUUGUCCGGAUCCUUGUGAAGUUUCUCAAUUGGCAAUUGCAUUUGACAACAUGACCGUCUCAGAUCUUUCAGAAAUGAUGACUUUAUGCGGAACGCCUCUCAAAGAGUGUGGAUCAUCAUCUUCCAGUUUCAGUUUAAAAACUGGUUUCUAA
Messenger RNA from Caenorhabditis briggsae, 1164 nucleotides. Gene Ontology annotation, biological process: dephosphorylation. Gene Ontology annotation, molecular function: phosphatase activity. The record is from RefSeq and is a predicted model, not a curated record. The transcript is spliced from 8 exons. NCBI's taxonomy places the organism in Eukaryota, Metazoa, Nematoda, Chromadorea, Rhabditida, Rhabditidae. The coding region runs from base 1 to 1164 and encodes 387 amino acids.